AUGUCUACACAAACUUUUAAUUUCUCAAACUCAUGUGAUCUUGAGGUACAUACCUCUCCUUUUGGGAUUUCUGGGAUAUAUAUAAAAGUUGAAAAUAGUGAUUCAGUUGGGAUUGGUUCCACAAUGGGUAGAUUAACAGGUCAUACCAGUGGGAAAUUACAUUAUAAUAAAAAUGAAGAUCUUGUGAAUACAAAAUUCAAAUUAUAUGGAUUGAUUGAAGAUAAGGAUAUUCUAAGGAUUGAUUUUGUGAAGAUUUUAGAUCCAAGAAAUGGUACAAAUAAUGAAGGUGAUAAAACUAAUGAUGGGAAAAAAGAAGGUGAAGUUAAGAAAGAAGAAGAUUCAGAUGAGAAACCCACAGAAGUUAAGAGUGAAAACCCAGGAGAUGAGGGGUAUGAAGUUCCGGAUUUGGUUUUUAGAGGUAAAGCACCAGUUGGUAGACCAGAUGUUGUGGAACCAUUUAUUGGUAUCUUUAGUUUUGAAAAAUCAUCAUAA
Hansenula ciferrii is the source of this 492-nucleotide messenger RNA. RefSeq lists its product as uncharacterized. The record is from RefSeq and is a predicted model, not a curated record. NCBI's taxonomy places the organism in Eukaryota, Fungi, Ascomycota, Saccharomycetes, Phaffomycetales, Wickerhamomycetaceae. The transcript has a single exon. Bases 1 to 492 code for a protein of 163 amino acids.